UGGACGCGUCCACCACGCGUUUCUCAUCCGUCCAAACUCUGAUCAAAGAUGUCUUCCUUACGCAGCGAAGUUGUUGAAUGGCUUGGUGCGACAGAAUCGGAGGAGGAUUCAGAAGCCCUAGUAAACGAAUGUGUAUCCAUAUGUCAGAUGUACAAUCUCACAGCAGAAGCCCUCAAAUACAAAUGGGAAGCUCUUUCGUACGGAAAAGCACAGUCGAUCCUCCGAUUUACGCGCGAAUCUGCAGCGGACGUCAAAGCCCAGAUCCAGCGCGAGAUCCAAGCCAAGAAUGCUAGCAAUGUGUCCAAGUCAGCGGCAGCUACCAAUUUUGCGCGCGGGAAGCUAGCAAAUUCUGCAAAAUUUGCUGGGGUUAGCGCUAAUGGCCUCACUGGGCCGCUCAAGGCUGCGGCUCAGCCGCCGAAAGCGCUCUUUGGGGGCAUGGCGAGUGUACAUGUAAAGCUUGAGCAGGACUUUGAUGGCCCGAUCGCUAGUUCUAGCAGGGUUACUUUUGUGGGUCCGAAAGAGGGUAGACAAAAUCGCGCUUAUCGAUACAUGUAUGAAACUUUGGGCGAACGGAGCGAAACUCUGGAUACACAACUCGACGGGUUUGGCGAACUUAUCUUGAAACAUUACAAGGACGUUGGUCAACUGGGCCAUCCCGGCGUUUUUUCCGAGGAAUCUUGUGUUGUUGUGGGCAGAAUCGUGCUGGACGCGGAGCCUUCUGGGCCAGGCAUUAAGUUGAACGAUCAAUCGCUGAUUCUCGAGGCAUCGCGAGCGCACGGAGAUGGACUCCGUGUGCCUCUGCAACUUGCACCAGAUCUCAAGAUACGGGGAGGGUAUAAAGGUUUAGGUGGUAUAGGCCUGUUUCCUGGUGCAGUUGUGGCGCUCAAAGGACGUAACGGUGGUGGAGGGUAUUUCAUCGCGUCUGAGGUUCUGGCUAUACCCCCGAUGCCGGCGUCUCCUGCUCCACCGAGUAACGUGGCAGCAAGUUUUGACGUGUGCAUAGCAUGUGGGCCAUUUACUCCAGAUGCCGACCUCGAUUACAAACCAUGGAAAUCUCUCAUUAGUAACCUCAAGGCAUCAAAACCCGCCGUUGUCUUGCUCCUCGGACCAUUCGUAGACGCUACACAUUCCUACAUACAGGACGGUCAGGUCGAAGAGACGCCGUCAGACAUUUUCAAACGCCAAUUUAUUGGUCCCCUCCGCAAUUUUCUUUCCCAGUCACCAACAAGCACCGUCCUUCUCGUGCCAAGCGUAAAGGACAUCAUCAGCGACCACGCAGUCUUUCCUCAAUGCGAGCUCGAUGAUGAGUUUAGUGGUGAUCCGCGGAUACGGCUCCUCCCUAAUCCUGCCCGCUUUGCACUGAAUGGGAUUUCUUUCGGUGUAUGCAGCGUGGACGUCUUGUAUCACAUUCGGAAGGAGGAAUACUUUAGGCGUGGAGAAGAAGUAGAUUCUAUUGUAUGCGAACCGGAGGCUGCCAGUGACCCUAUGUCAAAUCUCGGCAGAUAUGUUUUGCAGCAACGAAGCUUUUAUCCGAUCUUCCCUGUUUCCUUGGACGUCGCGCAUGAAGUAAACCUUGACGUAUCACAUUCCGCACAGUUGAGAGUCGCCGAGAGUCCGGACGAUCCAGCCCCUGACGUGAUGGUGCUGCCCAGUCGGUUGAAGCAUUUUUCAAAGAUCGUGGACAAUUCAGUCGUCGUCAACCCGUCAUUUUUGACAAAGGGCACCUAUGUCACUCUCUCUUAUUCUGGGCAAGGAACGGGAUUUCCUAAAGACCGGAUAUCGGCUGAUAUUGCAAGGUUGUCUUAGGAUACGUGAGGUGACUCCUCCCGUGAUUUAGCAUUUGAUGUAAUUGCAUGCUAUCCAUUGCUGUUUUCUGACACGCCCAU
Molecule: messenger RNA, 1886 nt
Organism: Suillus paluster
Lineage: Eukaryota; Fungi; Basidiomycota; Agaricomycetes; Boletales; Suillaceae
Product: DNA polymerase alpha/epsilon subunit B-domain-containing protein
Exons: 10
Coding region: 49-1806 (585 amino acids)
Biological process (GO): DNA replication initiation; DNA replication
Cellular component (GO): alpha DNA polymerase:primase complex
Molecular function (GO): DNA binding
Source: RefSeq, a predicted model, not a curated record